AUGGUGUCUGACGCGGGCAUGCGGCGUUGGCAGGUGCAUCGCGCGGCUUUGGUGCUGUGGCACACGGAAUUGAAUGAAAACCGCGUGGGACACGGAAUCCUGCAAACCAGUGUGUACAACCUCCCAGCCACUGAUAAAGGCUCCGGAAGGACGCCAAGAAAGUUUUCCAAACAACCGCAGCUGCCGGGGCAUUCGGCCCAUUGGCGCGAUGUCCCUCCAAGCUCAAGACAUAUGGAGGCACUCGGGGUAGCCAGUGGCGUCAUCGCUGUUGUGGAAUUGUCUGCAAAGGUUCUAUCGUUAUGUCUUCAGUAUUCAAAGGAGGUCAAGAACGCAGCAAACAACAUAAGCCAAUUACGCAGUCAUGUGAGCGACUUAAAACUUGCUUCAGCAAGUCUGCACCAGCUACUCAAUGGCCCAAAUGCCUCAAGGUUCAGCACUUCCCAGCAACUACAAGACGCGAUUGGUGAUAGCGUAUUGCAGCUCAGACGACUUCAUGAAAAGUUGCGCCCAAAGACAGCACGUCAAGCGCUUAGCCGAUUCGGGCUUCGCUCGCUUCGAUGGCCACUUCAAAGCAAAGAGUUGGAAAGAAUCAUGCAAAAUCUGAGGCAACAUACGCAGACUAUUUCGUUUGCGCUGCAAAUCGACAUAACAACUAUCUUGCUCACUGUGGAUCAAACUAUGGUUCUCAAUCAACUCCGCGUUGCCGAAGGCGCCUCUUUCGAUUCCUAUGCUCAAGAACACAACCGAAUCUGUCUGGCGGAUACAAGAAUUGAACUGCUCCAGCAGAUCACAGACUGGGCGAAGGACAAGAAUGCAGAGCCUAUAUUCUGGCUGAAUGGAAUGGCUGGAACAGGGAAGUCGACAAUCUCUCGUACCAUAGCACGAUCAUUUUCCGAAAACGGUCAGCUUGGCGCCUCAUUUUUUUUUAAGAAAGUAUUACAACCGCUAUUGAAAACUGCCAACGAGAAUACGCCUAUCGCUAUUAUCGUCGACGCACUAGAUGAAUGCGAACGAGACGAGGACAUUAAACUGAUUAUUCGGCUUUUCUCCCGCUUUAAAACUGAAGAGCCUUGGCGGGUACGAGCUUUCUUUACAAGCAGACCGGAAUUGCCUAUUCGAUGUGGGUUUAGGAAGAGUACAAGCGCAUACCGGGAGGUCAUUUUACAUGAGAUGCCCCAAAUUAUGGUCGAGCGGGACAUCUCCCUUUUUCUUAAGCAUGAAUUGGCGAGGAUCCGAGACGACUAUCAUGACUCAGUACCUGCGGAGCAACACCUCGACCCAGAUUGGCCAGGCCAGUCAAACGUUGACGCCCUUGCGAGGAUGGCUUUUCCACUAUUCAUUGUCGCCACCACUAUUUGCCUGUUUAUAAGCGAACGAAAGAUUGCGACACCAAAUAAACAGCUGGAGAAGGUACUUUCUCAAUCGAGAGGCGGAGUGUCACAACUAGAGCAAACGUAUCGGUCUGUCUUGGAUACUCUAGUGGAGGGUGUGUCCCCCAGAGUACGAGACGAGAUCGUGCUUGAAUUUCGCAAAGUUGUUGGGUCCAUCGUUCUUCUUGCAAGGCCUCUGUCAACAUCUACGCUGGCGAAAAUCCUCGAUGUGCCUAGAGAUGACGUUGAUAGUAGACUGGCGUUACUACACUCUGUUCUAAGUAUCCCUCAUUCAGCGGAAGCACCUGUGAGGCUACUUCAUUUGUCGUUCCGAGACUUUCUUUUGGACCCUGACGAACCUACAAUGCCCUUUCGGGUUUUCGAAAAGCAGACUCAUGAGGACUUAGCGACCGAAUGUCUGCGUAUAUUACGUUGUCUCAAGCAAGACCUCUGCCAUAUCGGAGCUCCGGGUACACCCCGCUCUGCCAUUAGCACAGAGAAGGUCAAUGAUAACUUGGCACCAGAGCUACAAUAUGCUUGUUCCCAUUGGAUCUAUCAUUUGCAACAGGCUGGAACAGAGCUUUCUGACGGCAUGGAGGCCCAUUAUUUCUUAGCGCGCCAUUUUCUACAUUGGAUAGAAGCCCUAGCGCUUUUGGGCAAGGUUAUAGAUAGCCUUGGUCUCAUCAAGACAUUGCAAUCUCAACUCAAGCCUCAGAAGAGUACAGAGUUAUCGCAGUUGCUUGACGAUGCUUCCCGAUUUCUGUGCACAUAUGUAUACGCAAUCGACUCGACGCCUCUUCAACUAUAUUCCUCCCUGCUCUUAUUUGCACCCAAGAGCAGCAAGGUAGACGACCAGUGGAACAAAUGUAUCCGGACGCUCGAAGGCCAUACCGCCUCGGUUUUGUCCGUCGUCUUCUCGCACAACUCGACAUUACUGGCAACAGCGUCCUCCGAUAAAUCGGUACGGGUCUGGCGCAGUGAUACAGGCGAAUGCGUAAAGACUCUUGAGGGCCAUGGCGACUCAGUUACGUCUGUUGCCUUUUCGCAUGACUCGAAAUUACUAGCAUCAGCAUCUGGUGAUAAAACGUCACGGGUCUGGCGAAGUGAUACAGGCGAAUGCGUAAAGACUCUUGAGGGCCAUGGCGACUCAGUGGAGUCUGUAUGUUUCUCUCACGACUCAACAUUACUGGCAACGGCGUCCUCUGAUAAAUCGGUGCGGAUCUGGCGCAGUGAUACAGGCGAAUGCGUUAAUACUCUUGAAGGCCAUAACGACCCAGUUACGUCUGUUGCCUAUUCGCAUGACUCGAAAUUACUAGCAUCAGCAUCUGGUGAUAAAACGUCACGGGUCUGGCGAAGUGAUACAGGCGAAUGCAUCCGAAUCUUUCACGGCCAUAGCGGCUGGGUCAGGUCUGUGGUCUUCUCGCAUGACUCUGCACAAGUUGUAUCAGCCUCUUCCGAUAAGUCAGCGUUUCUCGGCCAUAGCUUCUUAGUUUCUUCUGCGGCCUUUUCGCAGAACUCGACACUAGUCGCGUCGGCAUCCUCUGAUACUACGGUACGGCUCUGGGACGGUGGUCUAGGAGGCUGCAUCGAGAACUCUGACGGUCAUAGCGAAUGCGUUCUAUCUGUGGUCUUCUCGAAUGACUCAACACUUGUAGCCUCAACUUCUGUCGAUAUGACGGUACGUAUCUGGCGCGUUGACACAGGAGAAUGCAUGCGGAUUCUCCGGGGGCAUUCGCACUGGGUCUUAUCUGUUGCCUUUUCGCAUGACUCGGUUUUAGUGGCGUCAGCUUCUUGCGAUAAGACGCUGCGGAUCUGGCGUAUCGAUACGGGCGAGUGCACCCAUAUACUUAAAGGUCAUGGCGACGAUGUUCGGUCUGUUACUUUCUCACACGACUCAUCAUUACUGGCGUCAGCCUCUUAUGAUAAAACGGCGCGUAUUUGGCGCCGUGACAGAGGCGAAUGCGUUAAGAUUCUUAAGGGCCAUGGCGACUCAGUGGAGUCUCAACGGCGUCCUCCGAUAAAUCGGUACGGGUCUGGUACAGUGACACAGGAGAAUGCAGUCGCACGUUUCAAGGUCAUUCUCGCACUGUCCGGGCUAUAG
Molecule: messenger RNA, 3471 nt
Organism: Beauveria bassiana ARSEF 2860
Lineage: Eukaryota; Fungi; Ascomycota; Sordariomycetes; Hypocreales; Cordycipitaceae
Product: WD40 repeat-like domain-containing protein
Exons: 9
Coding region: 1-3471 (1156 amino acids)
Molecular function (GO): protein binding
Source: RefSeq, a predicted model, not a curated record